UAAACCUCAGAAGAAGAAUAAGAACGCUCAAGCCUCGGCAUUACUAAACUGUUCGUUGCUCGGGACAGUGUUUCUAGUAGGUUACAAUUGCCUUUUUUUCUUUUUUCUUUUUGAUACACGCUUUGGAGUUUCGGUCUCUAGGGUUACUCCACAACUAAUGUUCCCUUUUCAAAAUAGUUUUCCAAACCAUGUUCAGCAGCAGUGGUUACCAGGCCCCCCAAGGAUCCGUGGAUACUGGGACAAACAUUAGCACAAAAAUGGACAUCCUUGAAGAAAUGUAUGAGAUGAAGAAAACCUGUGAUUUCAUAAAGAAUAAUUCUUUCAAUAAGGUUGCCCUGCAGUUCCCGGAUGACUUGCUGGUGGACUCAGUACAGAUUGCUUCGCAAAUUGAGAAGGAAACGGGUGCAAAACUAUACAUCCUGGGAGACACAUCAUAUGGCAGCUGCUGUGUAGAUGAGGUGGCAGCAGAGCAUGUAGGCCAAUGUUUUGGAAGGCCCACCCAAAGAGUAAUUUGCAACAACAUUUGGAUGAGUUUUCUUGUUGACAUUGAAACCACCUAAAUUGGAUUUAGAUUGAUUGGAAGAUUGUGAUUAACAAAUCAUUUAAGUGUUUUCUUCCCUGGCAGUAAUUUUGCUUUCUCCUUUUAAGAUGAUCUCCUGGACCUGCUCUCCCCUGAGUAUCCAAAUGUGGUGAAAUCUGUUCUUCAUGUAGAUGGGAAUCAGUGUUGCAUUCUUGGAUCAAUACAGGGUCAGCACAUUGAUUCACCAACACAUUCACACCAGGAUGGAUGCAAGUAUGUUCAUAAAUUUGGCAGAGUGUUCAGCUUGAAAGAAGAGUAUAAGGUGGAGGACUAUAGUAUGUUCUACAUCGGGCAAGAGGGCGCAACGCUAACGAACUUCAUGAUGACCUGGAACCAGUGCUGUUUCAGUUCGUUUGACCCUGAGACAACAGUGUGGCGGCGAGAGACCGUCAACAUCAACCGUGCCCUGAUGAAGCGCUACUACUUGAUUGAGAAAGCGAAGGACGCUGGUGUGGUGGGAAUCCUGGUGGGCACUCUUGGUGUAGCCAGUUACCUUACAAUUAUUGAUCAACUGAAAGAUACAGUUCGCAAGGCUGGAAAAAAAAGCUACGUGUUUGCCAUGGGAAAAUUGAAUGUUCCCAAGUUGGCCAACUUUCUAGAGAUCGACAUCUUUGUCCUGGUGGCUUGCUCAGAGAGUUCUCUUCUGGACUCCAGUGAGUUCUACCGUCCUGUGGUGACACCCUUUGAGAUGGAGGUGGCUUGUAACAAGCACAAGGAGUGGACGGGCCAGUAUGUAACUGACUUCAGAGAUCUACUGCCAGGGGCUUGCAAUGGUGUGAACUUGCCCAGUCCAGACGCCGAUGAGAACGAUGGAGAGGAAGUGGAUGUCUCUCUCAUUACCGGGGCUCUUAGAUCCACAUAUUUCUCCUCCUCUCUGCCUAUUGACUGCAGCGAUGAUACUUCUGUGGUUCAGAGAAACAAGACCCUCACCGUGGCUCACAACAACACAGCAGCCUCUUUCCUGCAGGGUCGUACCUGGCAGGGAUUGGAACAGGAACUGGGAAGAACGCCGGUUGUAAAAGCAGUGGAGGGCAGGAGAGGGAUUGCCAUUGUCUAUGAAGACGAAGGGAAGAACUGAUACUGAUAUUGGUAUACUGAAUGAGAUUUUUUUAAAUAAUACUGUUUGAAACAACAAAUAUGAUGACUUACUCUUAUGAACUUCUUUCCGUGUACAAGGACUGUGAUUCAAUUGGUAAACGAACCUAGCUCAUACAUAUCCUACAUUAAAAUGAAUAGUUUAUUCUAAUGAAGUGUAGCUGAAUGUCUUCAUCAAGAGUGCAAGGUACAAACUCCAAAGAAAGAAAGAUUGCACUACACAAGCCAUGACUGUACAUACACUCACCGCCUUGACAUUAGGCCUUACUUAAGGCCAUUGGCACAACUUAGAGUUUCUGAAAGGUUUUUGGUCUGGAUUUACAUGCAUAGACAGCGGAUGGUGUAAAUUUGCCAGUUCCUGUGUUAAGUGUUAUAGUAGGGUAUUGAAUUAAGAUACAGUCAUUAAGUUAUCCAAUUUGAAUACCAGUAUAAUUUCAAUUACUUAAAAUGGUUAAAAAAAUUUUUUUUUUAAAACUUCACAAUAAUAUAUUGUAAUAUGUAAAUAGCUUUGUUCAUUGCUUUCAUUGACAGAAUAAUGUUCACAAUAUUUCAAUGGGAGUAAAGGCUUUGGGUUUUUACUUAUAAUUGCUGUAAAUAGAUUUGUAAGAAAAAUUGGAAGAAAACAUUUACACUAUUUAAAUUUGAGUAGUUUUAUUUAAUUUAAUUUUUUUCAUUUUCUGUGUGUUUCUGAUUAGCCCAGGCAAUUUUUUUGUGAUGAAACAUAUUUUGAAAUUUAUUGCGACAUGCUCUUUAUACAAUGGCUAGUGUAGGGGCAUUUACAGAUUUGGGCAAUUUUACAGAUUGACAGGUGGCAGUGUAGUGAAAUGGGAAUUGGUCUUGGAACCUAAAGGUUACAGGUUUGACUCCCUGGUAGGACACUGCCAUUGUACCCUUGAGCAAGGUACUUAACCUGCAUUGCUUCAGUAUAUAUCCAGCUGUGUAAUUGGAUGCAAUGUAAAUGCUAUGUAAAAAAAUAAAUAAAGUUGUAUAACUGGAUGAGAUCAUCUAAUAAAUGUAAUGGCAUUUGUGGUUUAAAGGAAUAAAAUGCAUUUCAAGUAAUUUGAUACGA
Anguilla rostrata (American eel) is the source of this 2744-nucleotide messenger RNA. It is a transcript of the gene dph2, whose product is annotated as diphthamide biosynthesis 2. Gene Ontology annotation, molecular function: 2-(3-amino-3-carboxypropyl)histidine synthase activity. Lineage: Eukaryota; Metazoa; Chordata; Actinopteri; Anguilliformes; Anguillidae. The transcript is spliced from 7 exons. Gene Ontology annotation, biological process: protein histidyl modification to diphthamide. The record is from RefSeq and is a predicted model, not a curated record.